AUGUAAACUAAAAACCUUUACCAAAAACCAUUAAAAUUGCUAAAAGAAACAUAAGAAGUUAAGUGUAAAAAUAAAAAAAAAAGCAAUAAAUAGAAUAUCAAUGGCAGAAGAAUCUGCAACGCGUGUGUUUAAUUUUAAAGACGACAAGCCUCAGCCUGAUCCAAUAUUUGACUAUUCUGAUAGUCUGCAUGGUGUACCACUUAUUAUCGAUAAUGGUAAACAAAGAUCUAUUUUAAACGAAUCAAUUAAAAAUAUCACUUUUUUUUUAAACGCUGGUAAACAAACAUGACUUUUACAUAAUUAAUAUCUUCGUAAAUAGUAAUAGCAAUAGAGUAAAAUGUAUUUAAGAAAGUUUAUAUGGUCGAAUUUUAAAUUUAUAAAAAGUUUUCUGGAGCCUUUCAUUAAAUUUAAAAAUGAUGCCAGUUACUCCAGUUACUGUUACUCUGACUAAUAAUUUAACUUCAUGGAUGAUAUUUUAUUUGAGUAAUUUUUAUUUAUAAUUACAUGCGUUCAAUUUUAUACAUAAAAAAAAGACUACUUACCAUUUUAGAAAUAUAAUAAUUGAUUUAAAAUUCAACACAAGCAUAAUAAAAUUAGUUAAAAUUCAAUAAACAUGUUAUUUUUUCGUUUUUUCCUGUAUAAAUAAUGAUUUUCCCAAUUUUUCUGUUCACUUUUUUCUGAACAUACCCAUAAAUAAAUAUAUAAAAAAAUAAAAGUCUUGAUGUUAUAUAAAAGUUUUGUUGUUAAUUGUGCUGUAUAUUGCAUUGAGAAUGUCUCCUUAAAAUUUGGUAGCAUUAUCUUUUAAAAUCCCAAAUAAGGCAGAAAUUUGGAAAGUGGGUCACACGUUUUUUCAUUUAAAUACUAAGAUAAAGAAGAGGGUUUUAAAAAAUCACCAAAAAAAAUCAUAACUCCACUUCUAUGAAAGAUAGAAAGGUGAAAUUGGUAUUGUUGUAAAGCUUAUAUCUAGCCCUUUAAAAUGAUGUAGGCCUAUCAUUCAUGACAAGCGGACAAUAUUUAAAUUGUGUGUCAAAGUACCUACAUUAUUAUUUUAUAAUUUAAUAAUAAGAUGUCAGAUGUCACGCGCAGAAAUGUUUUUGUUUUUUUUAAACACUUAUCACUUAUAUGACAGUUCAGUAGAUCACGUAUAUGACAGUUCAGUAGUUUAACUUUAACCUAUACUAUACUCUAUACUCGAUAAAUUAUAAUUAUAAUGGUCUAUAAAUUGACAUUAAUGGAUGCAGAAUUUGUGUACAAAUGUUUUUACUCAUUCUGCCCCCUUACUCACCCAUAUGCAGAAUUUUCUAGCCACCUAAGUCUUAAAUUGUACAACUUAUUUAUUUACUUGAUGUUACCUAUUGACAAGAAUAUUUAGACCUGUUUUAAAAUUUACAUGACUAAAAAAAGAAUCUUAAAAAUCAUCUCUCUUUCUACCAGGUACUUAUCAAUGCCGUGCUGGGUGGGCUUCUUCAGAAACACCUAACCUCAUAUUCAAAAAUAUUACAGCUAAGCAAAAAGGAAAAAAGAACCAAAAUGUGUGUAUUUAUUUUAUCUGAAAAUCAUGACAUUUAAUUUCAGUUUUUUUUCAUAAUUUCGUCAUGUUUAUUUAUUUUAUUUUAUAAUGUCUAAUCACUGUAUUGGAAAAAUUAUUUAAAAAAUGUAACAUCUUUUCAGGAAACUGAAACUCUUAUCGGCAAUGAUAUUUCCAAUAUGGAAGUGGUUAAGUGGAUUCUACGCUCUCAGUUUGAUCGAAACAUUGUUACCCUUUUUGAUAUUCAGGUAAAAGAAAAUAUACAUUAACAAGUACAAAUAUUCUAAGUUAUAAAUUUAUUUUUAAACUCUUUCUGAGAUUUAUAAUUAUUGGAUGUGAAUAUUUGAAUUCUAUUUAACCAUCUUCAAACUCCAAUUUUGAUGAAUUACCGGUAAUAAUAAAGUAUGAUUCGCAUCAAUUCAUGUUAUAAGAUGAUGAUAUUUUUAUAUAAAUAUUUACCAUUAACCAAUUAACAAUUUUACACUGAUAUUAAUAAUGUUAAUUGAAACUUACAUUAAUGUUAUAUUUUUUAUUGACAAAAAGUAACAAACAAUUUUAACUAACAUCAUUUCAUAUUCUGUCCCACAGAUUUAUCAUAAUCUGCUGGAAAGAUUAAUCACUACUAGGUUAGGUUCUGAGACAUUAGGCUUUACAGUCAAAUUAUGAUUCUAUUACUGUGCUUCUUUGCUAAUAAAUUUAAAUAACAUAACUGUUUUUAUUUAUUUAGGAACAAGUUUUUGAUUAUCUUUUCUCACAUCUUGGGAUUACAACAGAGGGAUGUGUGGAUCACCCAAUUGUGCUUACAGAGGCAGUAUGUAAUCCUAACUACACUAGACAGUGUAAGCACAUGAAAGACCUUUUAUGAUCAGCCAUUGACGCAAGAUUACAAACACUACUUUAGGCCAAUUUUCUGGCAUUUUAAUUUCAUUUAAAUUAUUUUAAAAUAUUUGUUUGAAUUUAAUUCAUUUACUAUCAACAUAUCUAGAGUUAUGCACAAGAUAAAUAAUGGUUAUCUGAUUUUUUUCUGAUUGAAUGGAAUUUUGUUAACAAUUGGGGAUUUUGUCCAGCUCAUUUAGUGCAUUACCUAAAAUAUAUAUGUCAUCAUUUAAUAUAUCUGUAAAAAUAGUUCAUUUUUAUGUCAUAUACUAUAAAUCUUGAUAGUUGGCCAUUACCUCUCACCUAAAGCAAUCUAUACAGUAGUUCACAAUUUGUGAGACUUGCUUUAAUUCUAAUUCCUAGUAUUAGGUUGGUGAUAAAUUGCCGGAAACUAAAGAAAAUAGUUAGGAAUUUAAUAAAAUUUAAGUAAAAUUAAAAUCAUUUGAUUGAAAUAAAUUAAAUCAAUCUCUUUCUCCCAGUGAUGUCUGAGCUAUUGUUUGAAUGCUACCAUGUGCCUCAAAUUGCCUAUGGUGUAGAUUCCCUGUUUAGUCUUUUUUACAACCAUCCAGCACCAGGUAAGCCAAAGUCAAUAAAGAUUUCAAAAGAAUUUAGGCAUAUCCAAAUGUAAUUUACUCUAAGCUAAGAAACAAACUUUUAUUUUUGUCAUCAAGAAAAUAAGAUAAGAAUAAGUAGAAUCUUCUAUUAAUUUCAAUAAAUGGAAAUCUGUUUUGAUAGUAUUGAACAUAUUGUUUUCAGUCUUGAAAAUCUUUGAGUUUUUGUUGUUCCCCAAAAUUGUUCCUUAGCAAAACCUUCAUUGUGUGGUCAGAAUAGCUGUUAGGUUCACGAGUGUAUGUUGGAACUUGGAUCAGAUUCUGGACUUUUCGCUCAAAAAGAGUUUCCAGCUAAUGUGUAUAAUCAUAAUUUCUGUAGCCCACUUUGGUCUUUGGUUUGUUGCUUUGAUCCCAUCAUCCUAUAAGAUGGGGGAUAAUAUUGCAGAUCCUUUGAUUCCAGGAUAGUGGAUGUGAAUUAGGUGAACACUAUGAAUUCCAAAAAAACAUUUUACCUGCUGUUACUCAUGAUAAAAUACAAGAUUAUCAGUCCAAAGGGACAUUUUACUCAUUUAAAUUUAAAACCCCUGGAUUUGAAAUAAAACAUAAAAAAUCAUAACUCCACUUCUAUAAAAGAUAGAAAUGUGAAAAAAUAAGCACGGUUGCAGUCGAGUCGCCUAAGAUUGUUCCUAAAGUAUAGAAGCAUUGUCAGCAAAUUAAGGCACCAGCCAUGCAAUAAUAACAAAUUUAAGUUGUCUUAUUUCUGAGAUCAGGCAAUCUUUAGUAAAACUAUGAUGUUGAUGAAAAAUGUUCAGUAUAGUUGGAUAUUUUUAUAAUUUUACUCAAAUCAAGUUAAACAAUAUUGUUAUAAUGAUAAUAGUGUCAGUUCUAUCAUAAAUUCUAUUCCUAGAGACUGCUGAUGCUCUUAUAGUGGACUGUGGCUAUCAGGCCACCCACAUUAUUCCUGUUUUGGAUGGUAGAAUCUACCCAGAGCAGUGCCGUAGAAUAAACAUCGGCGGUGGCUACAUUGAUUGGUUCCUACAGCGGUUGUUACAAUUAAAAUAUCCUGGUCACUUGAAUGCUAUCACCAUCAACAGAGUGGAGGUUCGAGAUAAAAAACAUGAUAUUACAUACAUAAAUAAAAGCAUCAUUUAAAAAUUUUUUUUUUAGAGUUAACUGAAUGUCAUUUAUUAUUGAAUUUCAUAUCAGAAAGUGUUUGUAAUGCUUUAUCUUAAUCUCUCUACCAUUUCUAUAGAAACAUUAUUAUCUUGUACAGUUUUUCAAAAAUUAAAUAAUUCAUUGUUUGAAGAUGUAACACGCUUGUUUGCUUUAUAAAUGAUUUUUUUGUGUAUGUAUUUUUUUAAGGUUAUAAUUUUAUAUGGGGCACUCUGAUGCAUUUGUAGAAGUUAAAACCUAUUCAAUUUUACUGAAUUUAGGAGAUGAUCAAAGACCACUGUUACCUGGCCACAGACUUUCUCUCUGAGCUUGCCAAAUGGGAUGACAAUGAUUAUUUUGACAGCAAUGUUAGGAAAAUGCAGCUCCCUCUUGCACAGGUAAUGAAAAGGAGCCAUGAUUAUGAUAAAUUUCAUUUAUACUAUGUUAUGAUUCCUGAAGAAUGAAGUAUAUCUAUGACAUAAUUAUUAACUUUUCUUUCUCAAUGUGUUUUAACCAAGUCCAGGAAUAUGAUUUAUCUAUAUAUUAAUUGAAAAAUUCGGUAAUUUUUUUUAAAGGAAAUAUGUAAAACCUUAAAAAAGGAUGCAACAAAACAACGAACUUGUCAGCAAGAUGCCUUCUUCAACGGUACAAACAAAGAGUAACAAAAAUAUAAAAAUUGAAAGUUACCUGAAAUGUUGUAUUCGGGUUGUACCCUUAUGCCUAGUCACAUUAUGUCAAAAUCCCACCGUAAACAAAUCACAUGAAAGGUAACUCUACUAAUUAAAGAGUUACAAAAGGCCUACAUAUAAACAGGAAGUUUCAAGCACUUGUUUUGUUGGGGUUUGGUGGCUGUGCGUUUAAUUUAAUGUCAUUUCCUUUUUAUUAAAAAAAUGUAGUGCUUUGUUGACAGUAUAUCUAAGCUAAAUGGUGUUUAUUGAAGAUUGCUUCAAACUGCAAGUACAUCCAUUGGCUGUUAGUGUCGACAGUAAUGAAUUGGAUGCAGAAAUAGAUGCAGAAGUAGAUAAUGGAAAUAAAAGUAAUCUUGAUAUUGAAUUAGUUCAACAUUUUGAUGUUCCUGAUGGGUCAGCAGAUGAAGACGGUGUUGUUAGAUCUGAAUGGUUUAAGCAAUUGCGUUAAAUUAAAAUGGAAGAAUCUUAGGUGUAAUUGGUUAUAAUGUUGAAUUAUUUUAAUUAAAAUUUAAUCAUUUCUCUACAAUUAUCAGUAAUUUUCUUUAUGACUUCAUAAAAGAUUGAAAUUUAAUCAAUUUUCAAAGUCAGCAACUUUUGGUCAAAACAGAGUUAUUUCUUUUGUUUGGUGCUGAAGGCAGCGCUACAAUACUGAUAGCGUUAACCCUCCUACCUACUAAUGGUCUACUACAUUCCUCUUGCUGUCUUCUCAGAUACAACAUUUCAGCUAAGUUUUUAUUUUUAAUUUUAUAUUUGUAUUACUCUGUUUUAGUGUUUGCUGAAGAAGGCUUCUUUGCUGAAACAUCCAUUGUUUUGUCGCAUCCUUUUUUUUCAGUUUUUCCCUUAUCUUGUUUGACACAUUACCUUCUCCCAUACUUGAUUCUAAUCUCUCCCUCCCCUUAUUAUUAUUUUUUAUAAUAUGUGUUAUUUUAGUAAUUUUAUAGUAUUUCUUGUUUGCCACAGUUUAAAAUGUAAAACAUACAUUCAUUAACAUUCAGUUGUAUAAUUUAGUGCAUUUCUAUUUAAAAGUAUGCUGAUUAAUAAUCAAAUUUGGGGUAACCAAAUUAUCUAUUCUAUAUUUGUAAUAUUUCUGGCUUUUGAUUGUUUCAGCAACAGGCUCCAGGUUCUCAGAUAACUGCCGAACAGCAGAAAGAAAGACGUAAACAACAGAUCUCUAGACUACAGGAAGUUAAUACAAGACGAAGACUUGAUAAAGUGAGGUGUUUUUUUUUUCAUUAGUUAAUUAAUUUUCUUUUAAAUAUAGUUUUUCUUUUGACAAAUGACAACUGAAUUUUUGAAAAAAUUAAUCUUUUUAUAUUUGUUAUUUAUUAGUUACAAGCUGAUGAAGCUGAACUUCAGAAGUUGUUGGAAGUACAGGAACUGAUUGUAAUAGGAGAUGAUGAUGAUGCAUUCACUGUAGGUGCUUCAAAGAUUGGUUUGUGAAAACCUGUAUAUUAUGAUUUAAGCUAACAGAACUCACAUUACAAAUCUUAUUUAAAGAACAUUUUUAUACAAUUAUUGAUUAUGUUGAAGAUUCUGAAUUUUAUGAUCUCAGGCUGCCCUAGCAGAAGUGGGCUUACAGAGAGUUGAAGAUUUGCAAGAAUCUGUGGACAGAUUAUCUGCGAGCAUACAGAGGGCUAAAGCAAAAAUACUGGGACAAGAACCAGCACCAAUUGAGCAAGAUGUAUGUGAAUUAUUUUUCUUGAUUGAAAAAAAACCUGGAAUCUUCUCUGUAAUUAUGAUUUUGGCACAUGCUGUCAUGUCAUGUAUGUAACUACCAUAGUUUGCAGCAAAGUUCUUGAUUUUAAGACUUAAUGCAUUUUCCUAAUCAUGUCAGAAAAACAUGACUUGAGGAAAAAACAAAAAAACCAGCUGUACUAGAAAAUUUAUUGGAAAAGUUUAUAUAAUUUUUUUUUAAGUGACAGACAAAUUUCAAUAAUUAAAAUAGUUUUAAAUGUGUUCAUCCUUCAGUUUCUCUAUAUUUGAUUUAUAAACAGAGCAAAGAACCCUCAUUUCCACUCCUAGACAUUCCAGAUGAAAUGCUGACUCCAGAUCAACUUGCCAUAAAAAAACGUCAGAAAAUACUUAAAAGUGCCAGAGAAGGGAGAAAGAAAGCACUGGCUCUUCAGAGAGAAAAAAGAUUGAAGGUUUUUGAUAAUUUUUUUUCUUUAACUGCGUUAUUCUGGUGCUUUAAAAAUUUUUAAGAAAAUUAACUGGCUGUUUAAAAUUAAAGGCAAUGUAACAUUUUUAUUUUGAGAAUUCUUAUAAAUAUUAACAUAAUGACUUUGAUCUGUAUUUAUUUUUCUAAAUAUUUGUCUGAUGUAAAUUUAGGAGUGGGAAGAAGAAAAGAAACUGGAAGAGAGAAGGAGAGUUGAUUUCAGUGGUUGGUUGACUGAAGUCAGAGCAAAACGUCAGGUUUGUAAAUGUAACAUAAACUUAAACAUUCUUUAGAGGUCAGCAAGUGGCAGAUUUGGAAUUGAGAUUGAAUUUAAAUGGUAUGGUGAAUAAUAAAAUCUUUUUUUUUUAUGAAUAUUAAAAAGCAACUUAUAAGGUAAACUUGGCUUACUGAAUGAAUUAGAAAACCUACUUUGAUACUAUAUUACCAAAUGGUUUGCCACCAGAAUUUCAGCAAUUUAUAUUUAAAACCUUUCAGUUUAAGUAAUGGAAGUCUUUCAUAUUUGUUAAUGCUUGGCAUAUAUCUUUAUUAUGCCUUUCAAUAUUGACAUAUCUUGCAUAUAGAAAAUCCUAGAUGCCCGAAAUGCCAGGAGACAAAAAAAGGCUGACAUGACAAAAAGAAGAACAUUUGCAUCACAGCAGAGAAUGAGAAUAAUUUCACAGUUGGCUGCACGUGAGUUUUUAUUUCAUUGUCUUUUUCUUCUGGUUUUAAUCUAUCAUUUGUAUUGGCCUAUACCAGUGGUCCUCAAACUUUUUAUCAAGGGGUUGGUUCACGGAACUUGAGUCACAUUCGAGGCCGGUUCACUGUUCCUCAGACACUGUUGGGGAGACUGGAUUAUAUUUGAAAACAAUACAAACUUAUUACUAUGCACACUGCACAUAUAUCUUAUUUGUAACAAAAAUAAAUCAGGAACAAUACAAUAUUUAAUAUGAACAAUUUAAUCAACAUAAACAUUUUAGUAAAUGAAUGGUAAGUAUGGGCCUGAUUUUUACAGAUCCAUAUUUGUUGGGCCAGGCUUAGGUCCCUUGGUGGGCCAGAUCUGGCCUGUGGGCCAUAGUUUGAGGACACCUGGCCUAUACAGCAAGUUGAUAAUGUGUUAAACAGUCACCUUUAAUAAAAAUGACUUGUUAAAAUUGAUCUUGAGUCCUUUUGCAUUUGAUAAAGAUAGAAGUCUUUGUUAUGUUUCAGCUAAUCUUGAAAUAUGUCGCAACUUAUGUAUUAUACAUCUCAAAUUACUCACAAACUCAACAUGUAUUUUCUGACCAUUAGAGCCAUCAAAAAAGGGAGACAACUUUGGUCAAAAUGAUGCAGAUUGGGAUGUGUACAAAGAAAUAGUAAGUUUUUCCAUCAAUAUUAUUGAUUUAUUUAGAGAUUUACUCCGCUUUGCACGUAGACUGCCAUAAAGAAAUUUUACUGUCUGCGCCCAGCUGUCAUCUACAGGUAUCCCACUUUGCCUUUUUCUAAGGUAUUCAAAUUGAUGACUCACCUGGUUUAUAUUUUAAUUGCUUUUUUAUAUUUUAAUAAGCCAUUGUUUUGAUUGGCUGCUGAGUCUGCAAUAAGGUUUCAAGGCAUUUCAGUUUCAGCUCACCACUCAUAGAAGUCAUCUAAAAUUUUUGACCCAUCUAAUAUUGUUUAGUUAAGUAAGAAUAAAUAAGAUGAUUUAUUUAUUUAGUGGAAUUAAAAGUGAAAAAGAUGACAAUUCAAUGCAACAAUGAUAAAGGAAAAAAAAUAUGAAUGCUGGAUGAAUAUGAAUGAAGUCACAGGUGAAUGGAUGGCAGUUAUAUCAAAGUGUUGUCAGCCGUUGGGGCUCAAUCACAGGGCAUUUCCUUAAAGUCAGAUAUCCUGGGUCGUAUCCGGAAAUUUGAUCGUAAGAAAUUUCGUCGACGGUAAAUUGGUCGACGGUAAUAUGAUCGAACGGAAAUUUGGUUGAAUCUUAUUUUCUAUUUUUACGUUACAGUUUUGCAUCAAAUUUCGUUUUGGACGAAUUAUUUUGUUUUACUAAAUAGUAUAGUACGUUCAAAAAGAAAUUUGACGAAAAUUUUAACGUGCGAACGGAAAAAAAAGAUUCGACCAAAUUUCCGUUCGAUCAAAUUACCGUCGAUCAAUUUACCGUCGACGAAAUUUCUUUCGAUCAAAUUUCCGGUAACCAUCCUAGGUGUAUACUUAAUUACCAGGUUAAACUGUAGCAUAUUUUUAACAAAAUCUGUUUAUUUCAAGAUAGUAUAACAUAUGCUAUAUAUAGUUUAUUGUGUUUAACUUUAUUUUUAUUUAUUCAUUUCAAUUAUUAAUAUUAUUAGAAAUAAAAGGCUUCAAAAUGAUCGUUUGUUUGUUAUUAAGAACAAAUAAUUAAAUUUAGAAGCCAAACUUUUCUCAGCCUUGAAUAAUAGAGAAGUUCAUAUUAUCUUUUAUAAUUAUCUUUGUCCUUAUCAACUCCUUGCUUAUUUUUGUUGUUAAAUAUUUUAUUUCUCAUUAUGGGUAUUAAAAAAAAUUAAAAUAAAAUAAUAUUUGAAUGAGAAAUAAAAUAUUCAAAUUCAACAAACUAAAAUUUUAAAAAUUAAAAUAAAUAUUUUUGAAUGUUACUGACAUCAUAAGAGAUGUAAUAACACUAUGUCAGAAGAUGUAUUUUGAUCUCAUUUACAGAACAGAGAGGGUGGCACAAGUGACUCUGAUGCAGAAGAAGAAAAAUUAGAAGAACUUGAGACAAUUCUGAAAGAGCAUGAUCCAGAGUUUCAAAAGUAAACAAUUCUAACUUUAAACUGGUUUAUUCUUUUUAAAUUAAUAAUUGAAUAUUUACUGAAAUCAAUUUUAAUUUAGUUUACAUGUUUUUACUAAUUGUAAAGCGCUUAGAGCUUUAUGGUAAGCGCUAUAUAAAAAUGCCUAAAUAAAUAAAUUGUUGUUCAACUAAACGAAAUUUAACUCCAAGACCCACACAUCGGUUGGCAGUGGUGAAGCAAGUGAAAGCCCUCCAUGGGAUGUAGCACUACACAGGUGGGCAACAGACCACAGCUCUCUCACCUAAAAUCAUUAUAUUGUAGUUAUAGGUUGUUAUAUAGUUUGGUACAUGACCUACAUUUUCAGCUAUUUAAUAUAGUAAGAUCAUUUCUAACUGUAUUGUAUUGUUUUAUUUGGACCAGGGACCUUGACAUGGGUGGACUUUCAGGGGAAUUUGAUCUGGCUGAAUAUUACAGACUUCAUCUGGGGGUGGAGAGAAUAAGGUAAGCACUGUUGGGCUAAAUAAUUACAGCGAACGUCAUUGCAUGUUCUAAGGACUAUUUUUAGUAACUUAUUACUAAUAACACUUUUGUUUUGAAACUAUUGUGUUUUCUAGCAUUUUAAUCCCUGAAUAAUUAUUAAUGAUAUCACUACGACCACUUGACUUACAUUCCAGGGUCCCAGAGCUCCUGUUCCAGCCUUCUAUGCUGGGUCUUGAACAAGCAGGACUGAGUGAAACCAUGGAGUUUAUAUUGGGGAAAUUAGAACCAAGCAAGCAAAGUAGAGUUGUUCAGGUGAGGAAUCUUGGGAAAUCAUGAUUAGCCUGUAUUUAUUCCUAUUGCAAAUUCAUUUUUAUUGUAUUCUCCAUUCUUAUUUUAGCAAUUAUAUAUAAAAUCGAAUUAUGUUAUGUUGUUAUAACGUUGCUUUGUUAUAUUGACAUUUGAUACCUUUGUGGACUUUUGUUAUUUUGGCCACAACCCUUAGUUUUUUUAAUUUUUUCAUUUCCAAAUAUUUUAACAUAUUUACUUGACAUGUACGUUUUUUUUAAAUUUAUUUCCCAGCAUGUUUACCUAACAGGAGGAAAUGCCAACUUGUUUAAUUUCAAAGAUAGGAUCGACAGGGAACUUCUGCAGAUGAGACCCUUUCAUAGUUCUUACAAGAUAUUCUCUGCCGGUUAGUGUUAAUAUUUAAUAAUCAAUCACAUUUAACCCAUUCAACCCUAGUUGAUGAGAAAGGUUAGCUUGUCAAUACCCAGCUAAAAGGAAAAAACUUGGUGUAUAGCAUAAAUUGGUUCAGUUCAUUUAUUUAAUAUAUAUAUAAGCCUAUUUGUUUUUAUACACAUGCCAGUGUCAUGAUGAAUAUUUGUGACCCAUGUUUCAUUCACAGCUAACCCGAGCCUGGAUGCCUGGAAUGGUGCCCGCAAGUUUGCCUUGUCUCCUUAUUUCACCAGCAGCUCCAUCACAAGGAAGGACUAUGAUGAAAUGGGGGAGGGGUACUUACGAGAACAUAUUGCAUCCAACAAAUACUAUCCCACUCCAGUUAUUCCCCUACCUUAGACUACUGAACAAUAUAAACAGGACAUAUAGAACUCUAAACAUGACAACAUUUUUUAAUAAUUAUAAUUAAAAAUAUGGAGAAAAAAAUGUCAAUGUUUUUGAUAAGUGUUUUGGUUCUGAUGGACAAAAUAUCCCCUGGGAUAUCUUUAAAUGUUCAAAUAUUUUGAUGCUGACCUCUGGCUGACCAAUCAAUGCCUGACUUCUCAGUCUGUACUGAAAUAAUCCAAGUGUAGGGAAAAUGCAGUCCUCAAAAUCACUUUGGGUAGAACGCAAUUAGUGUAAGACCUUGUAAUUUAUGAACAAAAAAAUAAUAUGGAACAAAAUAUUUACCUAUGGACAAAUUAACAGGUUAGAAAUUAGAAGCAUGACAAUUUGGCUCUCACAAAAAAAAAUUGUCCAACCUUUAGACCAACUAAAAUAAUUUUGUGGUUUGGGGUCGUCACAACGUGAGGAACUGUAUUAAAGGAUCGUGGCAAUGGGAAGGUUGAGAAACACUGAUCUAGAAGAAACUUAAAUGUGUUAUAAUUUUUACAAAUAUUUUCUGCACAGAAUUUUCAAGAAAUUGUAAAUUAUUUUCUACUUUUUAUUUGUUUAACUUGCUUUCAUUAAUAGAAAGUAUGUAUUAAAAAGUUUUCAAAAUAA
Molecule: messenger RNA, 11879 nt
Organism: Lymnaea stagnalis (great pond snail)
Lineage: Eukaryota; Metazoa; Mollusca; Gastropoda; Lymnaeidae
Source: the annotation of a GenBank genome assembly